CAGGGGAUAGCAUUCCAUCACAAUAUUUGUCACAGCAAGAUGAGUCCGUACAACAAAAGGACUCACAUGAGGCGGGUGAUGCGAUACCUACGAGAACAUUAUGCAAGAAGAUGAAGACUUACGCACAACUUCUACCGUACCUUCUACAUCAGCCUUCCCUACAAGUACUACUCCUGCUAAUCUAGACAGGACUAAGACUAAAGCAGGCAUCCAAGCUUCCACUGAUGAUACACCAAUCUCCACAACGCCCUCCACUUCUGACAAAGUAUGUUCUCUUACCUUCUUAUCCUUUUUGUAUAUUCUCGUUCUCUCUAUGAAAAUGGAAGAUUUUCAUUUUUUUUCUUAUUGUAGCAUCUAUGUCAGAUUUUUCAUGACCAAAAUGAAGUUAUGAGUCAUCAGUAUUGUAAAAAUUGGAGCAAAAAUUUUACCGAUCGUUAAACUAAUCUUCCACUGCUACUUGUUCUCCUUAUUACUUGUGUCAUAUGUCUGAUUACUCCAUUUAAUUUUGAGAGCUUUUAUUUCCACGAUGGUGAGGAAGGCACAGUUAACCCAUCAUUAGCUAAUACCAGAAGCAAGACAUCUGAUAUUAUUGAACCACCCGACUGUCCUGUGAAAUUCGAUAAUCUAGAAGACUUCUUUGCUCAAAUUAGUGGACAAAUUAAACGAGCUCAAUCUGUCGGUUUGUCUUCUGAUCUCUCUUCUCCCAUAGAUGACAAGAUUGCCACACAACAGUCUACACCGUCAGCAGAAAUGCUUGCCACAGCAAAAGGUGAUAUUGAGAGAUUACUAAUCAUGCCUUCUCAAGAUUUGCUUCUACCCGAAAACUGUUCAGCAUUAAGUGCAGCACUAUCAGUAUAUGCUGCAGCACCGGAUUUAUCAGCUGAGAGAGCGCUUGCCUUGGAGAAGCUCAAAGAGAACCUUACGCACCUUUCCUUGACCUUGCGCAGAGCUAAGAAGGACAAAGAGGAUUACUCCAAGAAGGCUGCCAAGAAAGUGCUCCUCAUUGACGAGCUCUCAAAGUAUAAGGAGCUCUAUACUAACCUCAAAGACGGCAAUGACAAACUUGAAUACCAAAUCAGCAAGUUGAAGGCAAGCUUGAAGGAUGCAGAGGCAAAAAAAGAAGCAAUCCAGGAACAAACAUUGAGUUUGGCCAAGAAGUGUUUUGAAAAGUCUAGUGCUCUUGAUGAAAUGGAAGCUGAGUUUCCUGUCCUGAAUGAGAUGAGGGCGCUAGCUGAUUCGGAUAUUGCUUGAGUGGAUGAAAGCUUGAGAGACUUCAAGAGUAAGAUAAUCGAGUGCUCGCUUGCAUAAACCGGCUCUUCAUGUGAAUUAGCUGGCUAGUAAGAAAGUGCAUGUAAAUAUGUUUUGCUAUGUGCCAACUCUCUCUCUCUCUCUUUUGAAUGGCAUACGUUAGUAUAGCCAAGUUAAGUCCAAACAUGUAUAGUGAAACCAGAAGUGUACUUCUAUGGUUUCUGGUAGGAACAGGUUGACGGAUCAUGUAUGCUUCAAAAUAGCACUAAUUUUGAUAUGGUGACUAGGUAAGAAAUGUA
This is a messenger RNA of Lycium barbarum (goji berry), 1547 nucleotides long. RefSeq lists its product as uncharacterized. Lineage: Eukaryota; Viridiplantae; Streptophyta; Magnoliopsida; Solanales; Solanaceae. Bases 751 to 1251 code for a protein of 166 amino acids. The record is from RefSeq and is a predicted model, not a curated record. The transcript is spliced from 2 exons.